UUCCGUAGUUCUUGUAUGGUUUGUAUUGUACUUUAGCGUUAGCGAUUAUUUUGGGGCCUUUUCUCUUUCUCUCUCUUUGUGUGUGUCUUUUCUUCUAUCGAUCUUCACGGCGUGGUUGCUUUUCGAUCUCUCCCCCACAAAAUUAGGGUUUACACCUAGAUCCGGCCACCUUCUCCUUCCUCCCACAUGUUUUGGAAACUCGCUUCGCUUUCUGCUUCCUCCCCCGUGGAGGCUAUAUUAGACAAGGAGAAUUUCACUUUGGAAGAGCUUCUGGAUGAAGAGGAAGUGAUCCAAGAAUGCAAGGCCUUAAACAGUCGUCUUAUUAACUUUCUGAGAGAUCAAGCCCAGGUUGAGCAAUUGUUACGAUACAUUAUUGAAGAACCACCAGAAGAUGCUGAAAGUAAACGUGCCUUCAAGUUUCCAUUCAUUUCCUGUGAGAUUUUUACAUGUGAAAUUGAUGUCAUUUUGAAGACCUUGGUCGAUGACGAAGAGCUGAUGAACUUAUUAUUCUCCUUUUUGGAGCCUAACCGCUCACAUAGUACCUUGUUGGCUGGCUACUUUAGCAAGGUUGUUGUUUGCCUAAUGAUUCGAAAGACAGUGCCACUUAUGAAUUAUGUUCAAGCCCAUCAGAAUGUUUUUCGCCAACUGGUUGAUUUGAUAGGAAUCACAUCCAUUAUGGAGGUUUUGGUUCGAUUAGUAGGCGCUGAUGAUCAUGUGUAUCACAAUUUUAUAGAUGUGAUGCAAUGGUUGGCCAACAGCAACCUGCUUGAGAUGAUUGUUGAUAAAUUGAGUCCAUCUAGUCCUCCUGAAGUUCAUGCCAAUGCGGCUGAAACAUUGUGCACGAUAACUCGAAAUCCCUCUUCUACUCUAGCAAUUAAACUUUCAAGCCCAAGCUUUGUUGCAAAAAUUUUGGAUCAUGCAUUGGAAGUUUCACAAUCAAAGUCUAGCCUUGUGAACUCACUUUCAGUGUGUGUUUCUUUGUUGGAUCCCAAAAGAUCUGCUAUAUCAUCUCCCCUUUUUCAUUCAUUUCGAAGUCAACACAUGUAUGAGCCACCGAUUCCUGUAAACCCAGACACUAUUGGUGCAAUGCUCCCUAAACUCGGUGAAUUGCUCGUACUUUUGAAUGUAUCAUCUGAUGAAAAAGUACUGCCUACAACAUAUGGAGAAUUGAGACCUCCACUUGGGAAGCAUCGAUUAAAGAUUGUUGAGUUCAUUGCUGUCAUUCUAAAAACUGGAAAUGAAGUGGCAGAAAAAGAAAUGGUCAAUUCGGGAAUCAUUCAACGAGUCAUUGACCUUUUCUUUGAGUAUCCGUAUAAUAAUUCAUUACACCAUCAUGUAGAAAGUAUCAUUUUAUCUUGUUUGGAGAGCAAAACUGAAGCCAUUGUUGAUCAUCUUCUUCGAGAGUGUGAUUUAAUUGGAAGAUUUCUCCAAGCAGACAAACAUUCUCUUCUCUCUUCUGACAAAAAUCUGCCAACAGUACCUGCUGCUGGAAAACAGGCACCACGGGCAGGAAACAUCGGGCAUAUUACUCGAAUUGUUAACAAACUUGUUCACUUGGCACAUAAUCGAAGCCAUAUACUGACAUAUCUUCAGGAAAAUAGUGAGUGGAAUGAAUGGCAAGCUACAGUUCUUCAGGAGCGUAAUGUGGUUGAGAAUGUUCACCGUUGGGCUUGCGGACGUCCAACUGCUUUACAAGAUAGGAUGAGGGAUAGUGACGAUGAUGACCUUCAUGACAGAGACUAUGAUGUUGCAGCUUUAGCAAAUAAUUUGAGCCAGGCUUUUAGAUAUAAAAUUUAUGGGAAUGAAGAUAAUGAGGAGGAACGUGGCAACCUUGAUCGAGAUGAAGAGGAUGUCUACUUUGAUGAUGACUCUGCUCAAGUAGUCAUAUCAUCCCUCAGACUCAGUGAUGAUCAAGGGAGUAGUCUGUUUACAAACUCCAAUUGGUUUGCAUUCCAAGAUGACAGAAUUGCGGAUGGAACUGAGGGCACAUCACCAGAGAUGAUGGAUGAGAUAAACUUGAAUGGUGCUGCUAAUGGUGGUAACAGUAGUGAUGAUGAAGUAGUGGUUGGAGCAGAUGAAGAAUUGGAUGAAAGCAAAAAUAAUCUGAAUGGUACAUCUAGCUCAAGCACAAAUUUAAAUGGAAUAACUGGUAGUGAUUCCAUGAAUGGAGAUGCGUUGAACUUUGAAAGCAAAAAGGCAACCACUUCACAUGAUAUGGGAUUCUUCAGGUUCGAUGCAUCAGACAAUGAAGAGUUGUUUGGGGACAGGCCUCUGCCUGAUUGGGUGGGAUGGGGUGAACCUUUAGAUAUGCAAGAUGCAAGCGGAAGCAUGAAUCCAUUUGUAGAUCAUGAUGAUUCUGGUAGCAACCUUUCUACUAAAUCUCAAACAGGUAGCCCUAAUUCUAGUUCUCCUUCAAAUGGGGAAUCUAUUCCGUCGAACAGGUCGCCAUCUCCUAAAGAUUCAAUUGAUGGUGGUGUUGACUCGAGUCAAAGAUCAGUAGUAGUAGUACCAUCUCUCUUUGAAGAAGACGUUGAAUUUGUAGGUGUAGAAUUGGAAGGUACUGAGAAGGCUAUGGAACAGGCUCUAAAAGAAGGAAUAGUUGGGGAGGCAGGACCAUUGAAAAGAAACAUGGUCUCUAAAGUGCCAGAAAAAGAAAGUUCCGAGGAGGGUCCUGGAAUAAAGGAAUUCAAUGAUGCAAAUUACUGGAGGGUUGACCAGGAGGUUGCUGUUCUGGAGUGACGGACAUGAUGCUAAAUCUUGCUUGUUUGUAUGAAAAGUUAGACCAACACCAGUGGACCCUAUUCUUGGUUCGCAGGAGCGAAUGCAGCAAAUUAAUGUACAGUAUAUUUUUGUUUCAAUUAUGCCCUAUUUCUGUUCACGCUUAUUAGAGAUUAAGCUUGUUUAUUAUUCUAAGUUUUGCCUCUUCCUGUAAGUGACUUAUGGGCUUUCCCCCAUUUCUGAAUUUAUUCUGCUCUUCAUUUUAGGUUCAUUUCAACAUUGAUGAUAAUUUUCUUCUAGGUAUGUGGUUUUCAGUAAAUGUUCCCUAGAGGGCUUAUUUUUAAAUUCGCAACGAGGGCGCUUUGCUUAAACUGUGUAUCGUAACUAAACUGGUGUAGUGAAAGUGCAUCAAGAUAUCUACAUUUUUUUUUGUCAA
Molecule: messenger RNA, 3154 nt
Organism: Cajanus cajan (pigeon pea)
Lineage: Eukaryota; Viridiplantae; Streptophyta; Magnoliopsida; Fabales; Fabaceae
Molecular function (GO): protein phosphatase regulator activity; protein phosphatase binding
Source: RefSeq, a predicted model, not a curated record